Molecule: messenger RNA, 1773 nt
Organism: Grosmannia clavigera kw1407
Lineage: Eukaryota; Fungi; Ascomycota; Sordariomycetes; Ophiostomatales; Ophiostomataceae
Product: phosphoenolpyruvate carboxykinase
Exons: 9
Coding region: 1-1773 (590 amino acids)
Biological process (GO): gluconeogenesis
Cellular component (GO): cytosol
Molecular function (GO): ATP binding; phosphoenolpyruvate carboxykinase (ATP) activity
Source: RefSeq, a predicted model, not a curated record
AUGAAGGAUCCUGUUCAGCGUACUGAUUCCCCUUACAUCGACCCAACCGUUCAAGGACCUCAAUCCAAGAUCCGUACCUCUGGACACCCCCCCAACAUCAACAAAAUGGCUUCCACCGUCAACAAGACCAGCCUUCACCCCAGCGGUGUUGAGCCUCAUCACGACCACACCGAGCUCGAGGAGGAACUCUACGAGAAGGCCCACAUCGACUAUGACCGUGUUGCCAUUAUCCCCAACCCGUCGGUCCCCGCUCUCUACGAGGAUGCCCUGGUGUACGAGCCGGGCUCUGGCAUCUCGUCCACCGGUGCUCUGACUGCCUACUCUGGCAAGAAGACCGGUCGGUCGCCUUCUGACAAGCGAAUUGUCACGGACCCCGAGUCCGAGAAGAACAUCUGGUGGGGACCUGUCAACAAGCCCAUGACGCCUGAGGUUUGGAAGAUCAACCGCGAGCGGGCCAUUGACUACCUCAACACACGCAAGCGGAUCUACGUGAUUGACGGUUAUGCCGGCUGGGACGAGCGGUACCGUAUCCGGGUGCGGGUGGUGUGCGCACGCGCAUACCACGCGCUCUUCAUGCGCAACAUGUUGAUCCGGCCGCCGCGCGAAGAGCUGGAGCACUUCCACCCCGACUACACCAUCUACAACGCCGGCUCGUUCCCGGCCAACCGCUACACCUCGGGCAUGACCUCGGGCACGUCGGUGUCGAUCAACUUUGCCGAGAAGGAGAUGGUCAUCCUCGGCACCGAGUACGCCGGCGAGAUGAAGAAGGGCGUCUUCACCGUGCUUUUCUACGAGAUGCCCAUCAAGCACAACGUGCUGACGCUGCACUCAUCGGCCAACGAGGGCCGCGACGGCGAUGUCACCCUCUUCUUCGGCCUGUCGGGCACGGGCAAGACCACGCUGUCGGCAGACCCGAACCGGCUGCUGAUCGGCGACGACGAGCACUGCUGGAGCGACCGGGGCGUGUUCAACAUUGAGGGAGGCUGCUACGCCAAGUGUGUCGGCCUGACGCUCGAGAAGGAGCCGGACAUUUUUGGGGCCAUCCGCUUCGGCUCGGUGCUGGAGAACGUGGUAUUCGACCCGGAGACCCGUGUGGUCGACUACGACGACGUGACGCUGACGGAGAACACGCGCUGCGCCUACCCGAUCGAGUACAUCCAGAACGCCAAGAUCCCGUGCCUCUCGCCGUCGCACCCGAGCAACAUCAUCUUGCUGACGUGCGAUGCGCGCGGUGUGCUGCCGCCCAUCUCGAAGCUGAACCGGGCGCAGGUCAUGUUCCACUUCAUCUCCGGCUACACGUCCAAGAUGGCGGGCACGGAGGUCGGCGUGACCGAGCCCGAGGCGACGUUCUCGUCCUGCUUCGCGCAGCCGUUCCUGGCACUGCACCCGAUGCGCUACGCGCAGAUGCUGGCCGACAAGAUCGACGAGCACCAGGCCAGCGCCUGGCUGCCCAACACUGGCUGGGUCGGCGCCGGGUUCGCGCAGGGCGGCAAGCGCUGCCCGCUCAAGUAUACGCGCGCCAUCCUGGAUGCCGUGCACUCGGGCGAGCUGGCCAAGGUCGAGUAUGAGACCUACGACAUCUUCAACCUGCAGGUGCCCAAGACCUGCCCCGGCGUGCCGUCCGAGCUGCUCAACCCCAAGGGCGCCUGGACCGCCGGCCACGACAGCUUCAAUGCCGAGGUUCGCAAGCUUGGUGGCCUCUUCCUUGACAACUUCAAGAAGUACGCGUCUGAGGCUACCGAGGACGUCGUCAAGGCCGGCCCCAUCCUGUAG